Messenger RNA from Sorghum bicolor (sorghum), 2900 nucleotides. RefSeq lists its product as uncharacterized. The record is from RefSeq and is a predicted model, not a curated record. NCBI's taxonomy places the organism in Eukaryota, Viridiplantae, Streptophyta, Magnoliopsida, Poales, Poaceae. Bases 391 to 2544 code for a protein of 717 amino acids. The transcript is spliced from 3 exons.
GAGAUACGCAAAAGUGCUGUUCCAAAGCACCUAAACUAAACCGGAUACUUCCAGGAGUUCUUAAACUCCAGUCCCUUGAGCUUUAUGCUAUUUUGUACUUGGACCCUGCAGACGCGGAUUUGAGAUUUCAGAGCACUCUCCAGACUUCAUCAGGACACAGACCAGUAGAUUCCCUACUUCAUUUCAUCAGCCGCCAACCAAGGAGGGGACAAGGAAGUAGAGUAGUAGGUCAGCAAGCUCACCCACCCACUCUCCCCAAACACUCUCAAGAGCCAAUGCAUUUUGGUUUUGCGCCCGCGCGGGAGAUUUGGAGCGGGAGGCGCGACGAAUCCACCUCCUCUAAGGCUCUGCUGCGUUGAUCUGAUUCUCACCGGAGACUGAGGUACCUCUAUGGGGAACCGUUCUCGGCUAAGAGCAGGUAAGGAAAGCAUGAAAUCAAUCAGUGAAGACACUGAGAGCACCAGCAGAGAGACAGAAGCAAGCAAGUUUCACAGAUUGAAGUGCACAGAUGAAACAUUCGGAGAACCGUGCCUUGACAGGGUCCCUAAUUUCCACUGCAAAAGUUUGCCCUCAAGGUAUCGGGACGCAAACCCGGAAGAUGGCAUCAUGCACAAGCGUGGCUCUAUGUACCAGAGUUCAGGAGAGGUUAGCAGACUCAGGAAUCUCCAAGGGAGGAGCAAACUAAAUUAUUCGAGCAAUAAAGACACAUUUUUGUCCUUUGAGGUUGCCAAUUCAUCCUCUCAGUCUCAGCCUAGCACAAGUGGUGCUUGCUCCUUUCCAUUACGGAGCUAUUCGUGCAAUACAAGGUCUUCUUUGGGGAUAAAUCAUAGAAUUCAUCAAGCUUCCAGGGAGAUUAUGAAGCUUUCACUCCAUGAGAUUCCUGAGGAUGAUUUAACACUCGAGAGACCACGCAGGGACUGCAAUUUGUUGAAAAAUGAUGCAGUAGACAGUUUCCUGGAGAUAUCACUUGAAGAAGAUACCACCAAAGGUUCAUGCAUAAAUGCAACCCCUCAUUUGCCAGAAGGCAGCUGUAGCAAAAUUGGAAGAUCAGAUUGCCAACAGUCAGUUGGUUUUUGUCCUAUUGAAAGAGAUGUAGUUAAUUUGCCCAAGUCCUUGUCAACAAAGGUGGGUGUUUUUGAUGCUACAUGCCCAUCAGAAUGCGUUGGCAACAAAAAGGCUCGUUCUAGUCCAUUCAAGAAAAUUCUUGAUCCUAUCAUGAAGUCAAAGUCUCAACGGAACUCUUCUCUGAUGGAAACAGAAGAUUCAAAAUCUAGUAGUACUCUAUUUGGAGGAAAAAGCAGAGUAUUACGCAAAUCUUUGUUAAGUGAUAUCUCAAGGGCUGAGCAAAGCCUUGCACCUGAUUGCCAGAUAAAUGGGGAAACCCAGAAAUUGACUGUUACUUCAUCGCCAACUCAUCUUCAUGCUGUUAUUAAAUUGGAUCCAAAUCAUGGUGCUUUUGGUUUUGUGUUUAGUACAAAGGGCCCAGAAGAAUCAAUAUAUGCUAACACAUGGAAAGCUGGGGAUGAACUGAAUUGGAUUUACACUUUCCAUAGCAGUGGCAAGCGAGCAAGCACUGUGGGAAGGACCUCCAAGGAUAGGCAUGGGUGUCUACCUCCGAUUGUAGGACAGAUGCAUGUGUCUUCCUUUUUGUACUCUAGUGUUGGAGAAGAUGGUACUUUAAAGAACUCAGCCACCACUGAAUUUGUUUUGUAUGACAUUGCUCAUGCAAGACGGAGUUCUGCUGUUGAGAGAAUUCAAUUUACAGAUGCCAUUCGACCAUCAUUCUGCAAUGUUGUCAAUAAUUCAAUGUCUGGACAUACCAGAAAUGAUCUGAUGCAGAGACAAAAUAAUACAAGGACUGACUCAGAUCUAUCGACAUCUUGUCUUUGGUCUCGAGAAGAUCUCCAUCCUCAUUUGGAGGUUGCUGCCAUUGUAAUUCAGGUGCCAUUUCAUAAAACAAAGUCCAAAGAAUUGAAAGCUGGAUCGUCACCUGGUAUUAUCAAAGCGGUUACAGCAGGUGGUGCACAUGGGUUACCAAGGGAUGAUGAGGCCAGCCCAUCACCAUUACUUGACCGUCUAAAGUCCGGUGGAGCCUGUGAUUGUGGUGGAUGGGACAUGUCUUGCCCAAUUGUUGUACUUGACAAUGCAUAUGAUAGUCACUGGGCUGAUUCUGUAAUGAACGAAAGCAAAGCUCCUAUGGAGCUAUUUGCUCAGGGUAACAAAGAAGUUCUCCCUGCCCUUUCGAUGAAGGCAGAUGGGAAUGGACAUUUCUCAGUGGAUUUCCAUGCACGAUUAUCAGCAUUGCAGGCCUUUUCUAUCUGCAUCUCUUUGCUUCACUGUUCUGAAGCUUCUUCAGACAUUGGUAUCGAGAAGUUUAAGAACAAGCUAUACUCCAGCUCGCUGAAAAUUCUUCUGAAGGAGGAAGUGAGGCAGUUAAUUGAUUCAGUCACGCCCAAGGAGAAGAAGCAACCAAAGAGCAGGAAUGAAAAGACACCUCCAUCUAUCGUCAUCAACCCUCCCUUUUCUCCCAUGGGAAGAGUAUAGCAUGUAGACAAGCAGAGCAAUAGCUCUUGGGAGUGGAAAGAUAAGAAAACCCGAAUCUUCUCAUCAUGUACAACAUUGUCGAGCAAGUAUUAGUUUUGACCAUGUUCAUUUUUGUCUGGGUCCUGUUCAUAAGGAUAGAUGGAGCUGGUAGUUUAUAGCAGUAGUCUUAGCUUUUAGCAACCAAGAGAAGGCAUGAAUUGUUGUUGCAAUCCAUCAGAGGAUACACAAAUGUGUCUCAGCCAGUUCUGAAAGAACAUGAGCACUAAAAAACAUAAUGUAGCCAUUUUUUCUAAAUGUAACAGCAUUCUGAAUCUCUGAUAUGUUUUUGGUUGCAAGUGCCUCUUUUCGCAUUCUCA